Messenger RNA from Helobdella robusta, 510 nucleotides. RefSeq lists its product as hypothetical. Lineage: Eukaryota; Metazoa; Annelida; Clitellata; Rhynchobdellida; Glossiphoniidae. Bases 1 to 510 code for a protein of 169 amino acids. The record is from RefSeq and is a predicted model, not a curated record. The transcript has 4 exons.
AUGAAACUAAAUUAUAAACAUGCAUUGUUUGGAUUGGUCCUUCUAUCUAUCGGAUUUACUACAUUUGUUUUCUUCUUCAAAGGUUACUCUGAUGCAUUCUUCAGCCAAUAUUAUAACAAAUCUAAAGUUUAUGGAAAUUACAAGAAUGGAUUUAGAAUUAAUAAAAAUUCUUCAACCAAAAAAUGGGUUGUAAUAACAUCAAUUUUCAAACCAACUGAUGCCAUUGGUGUGUUCAGCAAAAUGUCUGGAUGGCAGUUGCUGGUGCGCUCCUCAAUGAAUUUUGCAAACACAUGGGUCUUCAGACCCGCUCUGAACUUCGUAAGUGAUGGAGAAGUAGCCAGAGAAGGUGGUAGAGCUCCAGGGAAAAGGGCCAAUAAAGCAAAUGCAGAUUUAGCAAAAGAGUGUUUAGCAAAAAAGUGUUUAACACAAGUAGCCAGUGCAAGAGAACAGGAUAUGAAGAUAUAUGAGAAAAGAAAGGGGCACGAGCAACUAGACGAGCAGCAGAGUUAA